AUGACUAUCGACAUUGAAGGAACAUUUGUGUCACAAAAAAUUAAUAAAAUUCGGUGGAUUCCUGAAGAAUAUGUGGAAACUAAACACUUUUUUACUGGCAGUUGGGACGACGAUGAAAACUCUGUAAAAGUUUGGACAUUUGAGAGUGUCCAUGAGGAUGAAAAUGUGGAAAAUCCGCGUGAGUUGUCAGAAUAUAAAGUGGCGGGAGAUGUAACGGAAAUAAAGUUAAUUGAUAAAAACAAAAUUGCUGUGUCUCUAUCCAACGGGGAAGUAAGGUUGCUAGAGAUCAGUGCUUAUGAAAGAACCAGCCCACUGAGAGAAGUAUACACUUGGAGCAAAUUGCAUCAUAUCAAUUCUGAAAGAUGUUCUUGUACUGCCCUGGACACCUUUGAGGGUGAUAUAGUAACUGUAGGUGAAGAUGAGAAAGUAAACAUACUCAACGGCAGAAGGGGGGAUAUAACUAGAUCAAUUUCAGAUACUGACAGCUGUUCUAUUCAUUCUGUCUGUUUUCUUAAAUUAAAUGAGGUCAUAACAGGAAAUCUAAGAGGACACAUGAAGAUUUGGGAUAUUAAAAGAGAUAGCAACAAACCUGUGGCAUCAUUCCAUUUUCCUGGCGAAGAAGUAGCAGCAACAUGCAUUGUCCAACAUCCAACUCAACCGCAUAUAAUUUUAGCUGGAAGUGAAUGUGGCUCUUUGGCAGUGUGGGAUUUACGUAUGAACAAAUUCCCUACUUCACAAUUAAGUGCACAUUCAUCUGGUGUUACUGAAAUGCAAUUUCAUCCAGAAAACCCAAACAAAUUAAUAACAUGCUCGUUGUCUGGUGAUGUAUGGGACUGGAAUAUGGAGUCAUUGACAAAGAAAUCUGGUGAUAGCUAUGUACCCUUAGAUGAUAAAGCUACAAUGAAUGUGUCGUCGUUAAUCCCCACUUUACAUAAGGCAGUUAAUACAAUCCACUGUAACAAAGGAAGAGUAUUGUGUGCUGCCGAUAAUGAAGCCAUAUAUUUGAUAAAAAAUCUCAAAUAUUAG
Molecule: messenger RNA, 1026 nt
Organism: Pieris macdunnoughi
Lineage: Eukaryota; Metazoa; Arthropoda; Insecta; Lepidoptera; Pieridae
Source: the annotation of a GenBank genome assembly